This is a messenger RNA of Rana temporaria (common frog), 1434 nucleotides long. Its product is annotated as interferon-induced transmembrane protein 10-like. The record is from RefSeq and is a predicted model, not a curated record. The coding region runs from base 513 to 1310 and encodes 265 amino acids. The transcript has 2 exons. Gene Ontology annotation, cellular component: membrane. NCBI's taxonomy places the organism in Eukaryota, Metazoa, Chordata, Amphibia, Anura, Ranidae.
AGGGAAAAUCACACAACUGGUUAAAAAGCCGAGGUGAAGUACCUGAAGAAGAAAGGAAGGGUGCCGGCAAAUUUGUUGAACCCAAUAGUCUUCAGAGGUCCAUGGAGGGCGAUUUUUGUGAAGCUCUAAACUUUGGUCUUCAAGACAAUCUCACACCAUCCUUCGUCAUUGCCGAAUUAUGCCAAGAACAGGCCCUUCCGGGUAUGGACACCUCAACAUAUUUUUGUGCAACAAUAACUUUCAGAAGGUAGAACAAUUCCUUUGCUGUUCAUCAACAUUUUUUCACUGUAAGUGACGGGUGAGAAAUGUAUUGUUUACUGGAAAUAAGGGAAAAUAAAGUUUCAGGUGGCUGGGUCCGCCCAGUUCUCUCUUUAGGGAAGUUUAUCGUAAAUUAUAAACUGGCCAACUUCUGAGGGAAAGCCACACAACUGGUUACAAAGCCGUGGUGAAGUACCUGAAGAAAGUCAGGGUGCCAGAAAAUUUGUUGAACCCAAUAAUAUUCAAAGGGCGUCAUGUCCUUAGAGGACAAUUUGUAUGAAGCUCCAGACUUUGGUCAUCAGGACAAUCCCCCAUCAUGCUACGAACAGGCCAUUCCAGUGAUGGACACCCAACAGCCAACAUUCUACCCAGGUCCACCGGAAUAUGUUGAAGUACUUCCAGACUUGCCACCAAGAGGUAUCGUCAAUCCUCCUCCAAAUCUAAUCAACAACCCCAGUGAAGGAGCUUUCUCUAAGCCUACGGUGAUCCCUUCUCAAAGAUGGACUUAUCCGCAAGAAGUGGGCAUAUCUCGUCAACAACCCAACAACAACCAGCAAAUAAUUCAAAGGCCUCCUCCAAUGCAUAACCCAGAAUUCUUAACACAAACAGUGCCCAGGACGGUCUUUCUUCAACCCAUGGUGUAUCCUUCACCCCAAUCUGCCAUGACUCCCGGAAUGAUGCCACUACAGCAGUACCCUCAGAACUGUGCAGUUCCAGGCACAAUGGUCAUUAAUACUGUCCAACCAACGAUGGUGACCACACAAACUACAAUGAUCUCUACUCAAGGACAGGCACCCCCUUGCCGGGACUAUUUGCCGUGGUCCAUCGUGAACCUUAUAUUUUGUUGUUUAAUUUUUGGGAUAGUGGCUCUUGUCUUCAGCCUCCAGACACGUUCCGCUAAGAAGUAUCAGGACUGGGAAUCAGCGCAGAGGAAAUCCCGCGCCGCUCUCGGCUUCAACUUGGCCGCCAUGUUGCUGGGAAUUGCCUUGAUUAUUAUUGUGCCUGCCGUGUACUUCACCCGCCCAUACUACUACUACUAUUACUAUGGCUAACUGCACACCCAUCUACACAAGGGUGGGGGCAAUACUAACGCCAAUUGGAAUUUAACCACUUCAGCCCCGGAAGAAUUUACCCCCUUCCUGACCAGGCCAUUUUUUUUUGCGAUUCGGCACUGCG